UAAAAUAAUAAAUGUUAAUGUUAUUGCUAUAUGAAAUAUGAACAUACAUGACGUUAGGCAGAAAAGUAAUUAUUUGUUUAGAGUAUGCAUGUAAUAAAUAGAUUAGGAUUUAUUAUACAUAAAAAGAUAUGAUUUAAAUUAUGAACAUAUUUAUGAAAUAAAAUUUUAUAUAUAAAAUUACGUCGGGUAAGAUGUAAUAUAUUGUAUUAGCACGGUUUAGUCGUCAACUGUGAUCGAUGCUAAGUCAAAAUUCAAAAUAUCCUACGUAUUUCCAUGAAAUAAUGUUUUAGUUUUAUUAAUAAAAUGUUUACAUUUUAAGCUAUUUCUUCCAUCUUCGAAUUACAAGAUUGCAGCAUCCGCAGUGUUUCGUUUAGUGUAAAUAUUACUAAUUCUAAUUUCAGUCCAUCAGUUAUUAUUAAUAAUGAAUUAUUAAGUGGGAUGUAAAUUUAAUUUGGAACAUACAUUCAAUAUUUGAUUUGAAACUAAUUGCCUUGAAAAAUAAAAUUCAAUGAGGACACAAAAAUUAACUAAACAAUAAUUUGAGAUCUAUAGAUUUAAUAUAAAUAUUAACUUAGUAGAAACAAGCAUGAUGCUAAUUUGAAUUUUGAGGCCAGGGUCGACUAUGUUUGCCAAUGACGUCAUAAGUGAACAUACCUUAUGAAAUAAAGUGCAUAGCUCGACGUUAGUGCGCUUGCGCAGCGAAUCUAUGCACAAUAUUUUCUGUCUCUGUCACAUAUCCAUAUCACAAAUCGGAUUUCCACUAGUGUCGUCGUCUGGAAAAUUGUUGCCUCUCUAUGUUAGAGACCGACGAAAGAGAGAAAGAAAGUGAAAAGAGAAAAAUCAAGGCAUCGUAGCGCGCGUGCGUUAUUUAGCGUUCAAUGUAAACGACGCCUGUAAAAAAAGAAAGAAAGUAAAGCCACAGUAAUCUAUACGUCAGUGCUGUAACACGCUGUGACGAUGGAUUUUUGGUUGUGAGGAACGUUGAAUGUGUGAGGAGCGGCGCCGAGGGAAAAAUGAUGAGAGGCAGCAGUACACCGACGGCGGCGGCGAUGGGGAAAGGGCCAAUGAGUAUUCGAUAGAAAAAGAAAAAAAAAUUAUUCAUCACGAUGCAACAAGAAGGUACGCCGAAGUUUCUCAAGUUCCACCAGGGCAGCGUUCGAGGUGUUGCAUUCAGUCCACGGGAUAGAUACCUUUUCUGCUCAGGCGGUUAUGAUGGGAAGGUCAAUCUAUACUCGGCCUUGCGAAUGGAAUUACUCAGAUGUUACCAGAUAACGCCAAUGACACAAGUAAAAAAUGUUAACGCUGUGCGGUUUACCUCGGAUGGAUCCAGAGUACUAGCAGCAACAAAUACACGAAGACUAGUCGUAGUAGACGUGGAACGAGGCGAGCAGUUGCUAUCUUACGAUAACUGCGCUUUCGGAGGUAGAGAUAGAACUGGCUUGGCAACUGACCCUUCAGGACCAAAUUUAGCUGUCUCCGUAGCUGUGAAUGGUAAAGGUCUGACCCUCGUCGACCUACGGAUGCCACUGCCCUUAGAUUUUGUUUACGAUUUACAUGGAUCGAUUAUUAGGGAUAUUUGUUUUUUGCCUGCUUCGUGGCCCUGGCAAAAUUCUAUUUUGACUGGUGGUACUGACGGUACGUGCAAGGUCUCAUCACCUGAUGGACGUGUACUUUAUGCUUUUCAAACAGGACACACUAUCAAUUCUGUUUGCAUAACUCCUGAACCAUACUGCCGAAAUGCUGAAGAUGGAUUUUACAGUUUGAUUAUGUGCGGUGGAGAUCUUGUAUCGGCCUACGUUCCCGAUUCUGGUAUCCAGGAGCUUCUGAAAGAGCACAAAGACUGCCCAGUUUGGAAACUGCGCUAUACCUCGAACGGCAGUACAUUGUACUCUGUUUGUGACGGUGGUAUUCUCAGAAGGUACCGACGAUAUCCUGACAGACACGAAUACCUCGGCGAAGUAUAUCGUCACAAAAGCGAUAUUCAAGACUUAGAUAUUUCUCCGUAUGAUGAAUACAUUGUAACUGCCUCAAAAGACCGAAGCGUGGGAGUCCUGUUACUCGGUCCACCGAACCACGGCUUCACUGAGUACACAGAACUCACUUGAUGGAAGGAUACUUCACAAUUCCGUCCCCAUGCACAGAACGCUUUUUAUUUAAGCGGUCGAAGAUUACAAUCGAUACGAUAAGGUCUUUACGCCAGUUUUUUUGUGGUAUAGACAGUGGAGUUAAAGACGCUGUUACUGCUGAAAGUUGGCAGAGACUUAUUUAUAUUUUGUACAAAGUUUAAAAAUAUUGUUACUGUUAUUAUUUUACAGAAAUGUUUAUGAGAAGAAAAAAGAAGUAUAUUAUAAAAAAAUAUAUAUGAAGCGAACAGACAGACGUGAGAAAUGUAUGCGAAAGCAAAUUAGUCGUAAUGUUGCAUGAUAUUCAUGUAUCUUUUUCUUUGACAAGAAAGUUUGCUUUUACUGUCAAUUAUUAUUUCUUUAACCAAAUAUUAAUUAACUAUUUAUUUUUAUUAACCUGACUUAUAAUGUUUUUUUUCUUUUGUUGAUGGAAAUUCCUUUGAUCUCAUUUCAAGUUGUUUGAAAUAAGGGACGUAUUAAAAAAUUUAGUUAAUUUAAGUUUUCUUUUAAUUUUAUUCGUCGUUUUGAUUAACAUGAAGUUCUUGUCUUUUUGCGGUUCUCUGUGAUGUUAAGAAACGAGUGUUUCUUGUCGAAUAGGCAAUAUGUAAUCACAGUGAGUUAUAUAUAAAGUAAUAAACAAAAGAUGAAAGAACAUUCUGACUUGUGAUUGCAUCCCUUAUGUUUAUGUUUCAAAAUAAAGA
Messenger RNA from Phymastichus coffea, 2824 nucleotides. RefSeq lists its product as uncharacterized. Lineage: Eukaryota; Metazoa; Arthropoda; Insecta; Hymenoptera; Eulophidae. Gene Ontology annotation, molecular function: protein binding; RNA polymerase II general transcription initiation factor activity. Gene Ontology annotation, cellular component: transcription factor TFIID complex. The record is from RefSeq and is a predicted model, not a curated record. The transcript is spliced from 7 exons. The coding region runs from base 1107 to 2105 and encodes 332 amino acids. Gene Ontology annotation, biological process: transcription initiation at RNA polymerase II promoter.